Molecule: messenger RNA, 5674 nt
Organism: Thalassophryne amazonica
Lineage: Eukaryota; Metazoa; Chordata; Actinopteri; Batrachoidiformes; Batrachoididae
Product: protein NPAT-like
Cellular component (GO): nucleus
Molecular function (GO): transcription coregulator activity; protein binding
Source: RefSeq, a predicted model, not a curated record
GGUUGCUUGUGCUUGAGUUCCCCGCCUUUUGAGAGAGCAGCGAUGUCCUUAUCAAUUUGACGCUAAAUAUGAUAUUGUAAGAGAUUUUCCCAAAAUAUAAUAGGUAGCCAAGUUUUCGCUCUGUUGUAGUGUAUAUGGGGCAGAGAGUCAUGUUACUGCCGUCCGACGUAGCGCGACUUGUUUUGGGUUACCUUCAGGAAGAAGGACUGUCUACCACCAGCCAGACAUUCAUCCAAGAGAGUCCAAACCUGAAAGAAUAUGCUGAGCACAGCACAACAGAUGGAACUAUUCCUGCUUGUGUAUUCUCUAUUUUUGGGAAGGGUCUAACAACCAUCCUGAAUGAGUAUAUGGCGGCCAAAGCAAAAGAAAGAUGUCAUGAGGUACCUGCUAUGAUGACCUCACUGUGGAAAAAGCUGGAUUUUACACUCAACCAAAUCAAGUCGUUGCAGAACUCCCCAGCUAUAUCAGCAUGUCAGAGAAUACGUUCACGGGUUGGAGUUGCAAACAUGGCUAGACAGAGGAGUUUGGCCUUGGCUCUAGCGGGUGGUGCUGUCACCUCCUCGACUACUGAAACCGCCUCCAUUAGCCCGAUGCAAACGUCCCACAGCAUGCUUAGCCACUCCACCCCAGUCAGCUGCACCGCUCCACACAGUAGACCAGCUCUGAACGGCAGCAUACACCUGCAGAUUCAAGAAGGUGGCCGAUUACAAAAUAUGACCAGAGAGCCUCCUGUACAGAUAACUUUUUCAGAUCAUCGGUUGAAUCCAGGUCCACUGUCUCCUGGACGACGAAAAUGGGACACACCCAAGAAAAGAUCCAGAGCCCUAAGUGGGUCUGGUGGAACUGGGAAGUCUAUUAUGACCGUCAGUGGCCUUGUUGCAGAACCACAGCCUGAAGACAUUGAGGAGAACUUCCCUCAACUUGUCAUACAAAAUGCACGGGACAAAAUACUGGGGGACCGGUCACUACAAGAGAAACUAGCUGAAAACAUCAACAAAAUCCUUGCAAAUGAGCCAACCCCUCAAACAAAGGCAUCAUUAAGUGCAAUGGAACCUGACCAAUCUAUAGAUGAAAUCCUUGGACUGCAGGGAGAAAUUCAUAUGAGUGAUGAUGCUAUCCACGACAUAUUGGAGCAAACAGAAUCUGACCCAGCUUUUCAGGCUCUCUUUGACCUUUUUGACUACAGUAAAAACAAAUUUGCAGACACUGAGGCAGAGGAUGAAGUUAUUACUAGUAUCUCAGAAGAGAGUGAUGAUGCUGGACCUUCACUGACAGAGAGAUCUCCUCAGAACACUGACACAGGGGAGACCCACAAAAUUGCUGAUUCUUGUGAUACAGCCCUAUUGACAGGAAACAUGAGAGCUGGACAAGAACGCAAGACUAGGAAGUCUGCUGCUCCCAGCACCUCAAAGAAAGUAUUUAUUUGUCCCAGUGGCAGAGCAUCUAGAAUUGAAAACUCUACGGCCAAAUUGCUGGUGACUAACGAGGAGUAUAAGGGUGUGUCAUCGACUGCAUUAGCCUCAAAAACAAAAGAAACAGGCUCGUUGAGCACUACCAGUGUGGAACCUACACCAGUGCAGAUUGAACUAUUGAACACGCCUUUUCCUCCAGAUAAUACCACUGCCCAGGAAGUAUUGGAAUCUCUCACAAAGGAUAACACACCUGUCUCAGCUCCCCACGAUGAAUCAUCAAGCACCAGUUUUACAACUGUGGCCCCACAAACAACUGUGGCCUCUAAUGUUGACAAAAUAGAGCAGAGCAAACAAGCACAAGGAGCUGAAGGGCAGCUUGCUUCAGCACAGUGUUCAACUUUAAGAGAUCAGGCUAAUUUAAAUUCAGCUAUCCCCUCUGAACCCAAGAAAGUGGAAACACUAACUCUGGACUUGGCUCAUAUGACUGGGUCAGAUGCAACUAGUGGAGAAGUCACUGAAUCAAUGGCUAAUCUCUUCAUGACCCCUGCUGAGUCCAUGUCGCCUACAUCUGCUUCUACUAAGAACAAAGUUCCAGUAAUGCCGACCUCUGUUUCAUCCCCUGCCACUGCGACCCUCUUAAUAUCAUCUGACAAGUCCAAAGCUUCGUCCCCUUCAAUAUUCACUGCUACACCAGCCUCAUCGACAACUUCCUCAGCCACAUCCAUCUCCACCUGUGCAACAGUUACAGCUGCACCUGAUCCUUCAGUCGACAACCACAGUGCCAAGAAUAAGAGUUCAGGUGAUUCUGGUAGUAGUAGUAGUGUCGUUUCUUUGAAGAUCAUAAUCAGCGAUAACCAGGAGGAGCAUUCAUCCGCUGACCCAGCCUUAAACCAGGCAGCUUCCAGUGUCUCUGGGAACAAGGUACCCACCAUUUAUCUUAACUCUCCAGUUAAAUCACCUGGAGUUCCUGGCACACCAAAGCCCAAGUUGGAUGAGACAGCACAGGUAAUUAGUAACUCUGAAGCCCUUCAGCCAAGAUCUUCAGAGGUGAAUUCUGCCAUCAAGAAAUCUGGAGCCCCAUCUCCAUUUACAGGGUCACCAGCUCAGCCAAGUUACAUAAUUCAGGUACCACUGGACACGACUAACUCUGUACUGCAAGGUACCACCACCAGCUAUUUCCUAGUGACUGAACCCCUGACUCCAGAUCCUCCAAAUAAGCAAGUGCUUGUGCCCACGGGCAUCUCAAAUGGACAGCCUUUGAUCACAAGCCAUUGUGGUGUGAGGACACCACCCCGCUCUCAGUGUGCCUCUACAGCACUCAUCUUACAGUCGCCUGUUCAGCCUGUGAUGCUUCCUGUAUCUGUUAUGGGGAACAAUACCCUGGGGAAUGUACAGAUGGUGUCCAAUACGCUUGUUGCCAUGUCAAACCCAGCACCACUACAGCAAUCAAAAACUGUCAAAGCAAAACCUCACACUGUGACAGACAAGCAGUCAUCAUCUGGCCUUACACAAACUACAGAACAAAAUCUAAGCAAUAAGGGUGGUCAGCCCUCGCCAUCUGAAGACGCUGGACAACUGAAUGGACCAAAGGGACCCAGUUCUGCUCAUCGAAGAAUUCUGUGUUUUGAAUCUUCUGAAGUGGUUAAACCACAUAUGGCUGAAUCAAAAAGAACCACAAUCAGCCAACAUCCAAUAGCAAAAUCUACAGCACCAUCUGCCCAGAAUGCUAAGAAAAAUAAUUCCCAGCUAGUCCCCCAACCAAAGCCUACAGUCCUGGGUGGCAUUAAACCUAAAAGGAGGAUUACGACUAUCAGAUGUUCAGAAAAUGACAAGAGUUCUUUUGGGGAGUUGAAAGAGACUGAUAAAAUCAUACCUCCACCACAGAACCAGAACGAUCCCAUACAGACAAACCCUCACAAAGAAGGUCCAAAUGACCAUGGUCAAGAAUUUCAAAGUGAAAGUCGCAGCAGUGAUAAUGCCUCACAGUUUGAGUCAUCAAAAAAGCCUGAAUCUACAACUGUUCAAUCACAUGGUGUUAAUAGUGGAAAUAGUCGUGAAAAAGGUGGCAUCGAAGGUAAUGAUUCCUCUCAUCCUGGACCAUUGACUUCUGAUUCUGUCCAGAAAUCAGGAAGCCAAAAGGAAAAAGAGGACAGCAGGAAAGACCCUGCAAAAUCUCAUGAAGGGUGUAUAGAGAAGAGGAAUCUCUCACAGUUAUUGCCAAAUGUGACAGCGAACAAGGAAAAUGAAGUGACAGGCAGCAUGCAUGCUCAGCAACAUCAGUCAAUAUCCUCUUCGCUACCAAGAGACCUUAACCCUGCAGCUGCUGCCCUGACAACAUCUAAUCUACAUUUGAAGUCUGCAAAAGACAACUCAAAGACCAACUCUCUCGCCAAACAGGCAGCAGAGAUGCUGCAGGAUAUCCAGGGGCUGAACUCUCCUUCCACACCAGUCAGUAGAUCUGAAGUGGGUAGUUCAGAGCUGACUCUUCCCCAGACCCCCGUCACAGGCAGUAAUCAGGGGUCUGUUGACUGCCCCAGGACUCCAGCUACACAACGAAAGAGUAAACCCAGAGAGGGAACUCCCAAACACCUCAUUCCUCCAAACACCCCGGAACUCUCAUCCUGCAGCCCAUCUAGCGAGGCCGGAAGUGAAAACAGCAUUAGCAUGGCCGCUCACACACUCAUGAUCCUUUCACGUGCUGCUAUUGCCAGGACAGGCACACCAUUAAAAGACAGUUUGCGUCAGGAGGGCGCAGGGAAGAAGUCUCUCACGGCUACAAAGAACUCAAGGAAACGUAAGCUGUCUUGUCCCACCGACAGCCCCCCAGCAAAGAAGGAAUCAAAACGAUCUCCCAGCAGCAAAAAGAAAGACAAGGAACGAAAAAAAGUCUUUGAUUGCUUCCCCCUUGACUUGGAUGUGGAUAAGUUCCUCUCUUCACUUCACUAUGAUGAAUGAAACUGGACACAAUCAAGGUGGGGAAAAAAGGACUAUUUUCCUGCCUGCUGAAAUUACCAUCCAGGAAAAGAAGAAGUGCCUGUGGUUUGCGUUUAUAAACCGGUCUGAAUCAUGAUCCAUGUGUCCUACUGGCUCCUUAAAGUGUCAUACUAGAGCUGUUUUUGUGAAUUAAUAAUUAAAUUUUUCCUGGAAUACUUCUGCAUUCCCUCACAAUAUGUUUUGCAUUUUCCGUCUCAACAGCAAGCUCCCCCCAGUUCAAAGCCACUGGUGUACCACUUGCCUUGCAUAUCUGGAGUCGAGUCAUAAAGGACUUCCAGCGUAAAGCUUGUCAGAUCCAGAUGCGGGUCAGUGUGUGCCUGCUGUGGGGACUUUGAGCAAACAACAGAAGCGUUUAAAAGAAUCACCCUUUUUUUGCCCUUUUCGUUCAUGUUACUGCUAUGUAAUGUUGCAACACUGCUUCAGAGAAGCUCUGGCCAGAUAACGUUUUAUUUUGAAAGUAUACAUUACUUUAACAUGCUUUUUUUAAGAGUCAAUUAAACCUGGAUUGUUUCAUUGACACACAAAGUCAGUGUCUCAAAUUCACAUCCAGUUUGUGGCUGAGGAGGCGAGCUGGAUGGAGCGCCUUAAAAUCAGAUCAGCAGAGCACGCACUGUGCAGUGUGUUGCUGCAGCCACCAACACAUCAAACUGGUAACCAUGUGGGCUAUAGCAGCUCUGUUGUUGUACCAGGCAGACUGGUUGUCUUUCAUUUCUGGGGAGUCACUCUCUGCAGCAACCAGAUGUUCUCUGGGUCCACAGCAGUAAGACAUCUGUGCUAAAUCAGUCAGCUGAUGCCUGCUGGUAAACUGUGCUGCAGUGGAAACAUGAAUGAAAAGGAAGGUAAUACAGUUUUGCCAGGGAAUGCAGAUCAUACUGUUAACUCCCUUGAAAGUAUUCUAUUCCAGAAUUUUUUUUAAAAAAGUGACCCAUUUAAGGGCUCUAUAAUAAAACCUCAAGCAUCACCUUUGUCAAUAUUUAAUUCCAGUUUUUUUUUUUUUUUUUCCAUCCAGCUAAAGCUGGCAGUUUAUUUAAUGAUAGUUAUAUAAUUUGAAAUUGGUUUUAGGUUUUCAUGUCGAGACAGAGACAUGUAUAGGUUUUGUGCUGUGUGGUUGAUUCAAACUAACCCAGUUUGAAAAUGUGUGUUCAAAUUUCUUAUGUCAUUCAGCAACUAGACAAGCUGUUUUGUGUUGUUCCUGCGCCUGUUCCUCAUCUCGUCUACCAUGCAAGGAGCGCUCAGCACUCAGACUUGAAAUAAACUUGAAUGGUUGU